Molecule: messenger RNA, 4238 nt
Organism: Oryctolagus cuniculus (rabbit)
Lineage: Eukaryota; Metazoa; Chordata; Mammalia; Lagomorpha; Leporidae
Gene: SLC26A4
Product: solute carrier family 26 member 4
Biological process (GO): transmembrane transport
Cellular component (GO): membrane
Molecular function (GO): cysteine-type endopeptidase activity
Source: RefSeq, a predicted model, not a curated record
GCCCUGUCCUCCCAGUUUGGUAGGAGCGCACCUGUGUGUCAGCUUGUGCAGCUCCUGGAUUCACACUGCCUGGGAGUCAAGGUCAGCCCUUCGCUGCUAAGGAACCACACAGGGCUUGUCUGCUCUGACCUUGCAGCCCGCUGUAGCGGUCGGGGAAGUGAGUGAGUGGCCCAGUGGCCCCUGCGACACGGCCAGCAAGAUCCUUAUCCUUCCCGGCUGGGGCGAGGGACAGGGCGUGGAGGGGCAGGAUCUUUCCGGGUAGGAUCGGCAGGGGAAAGACCAAUGUCUGUGUGACCCUCCUGGGGACCAAACUGUCUGUUGCUCUAUAAAUAAACGUCUCACUGCCUUUUGCGAGCGCUAUAAAGACGGCGAGACGGCUGUCCUGGGUCAUUCCGGGCGAGGCGCGAGCACACGCAGGUCAUGGCCGCGCCGGGCAACAGGUCGGAGCCGCCGCAGCAGCUUCCCGAGUACAACUGCAGCUACGUGGUGUCGCGCCCGGUCUACAGCGAACUCGCCUUCCAGCAGAAGCACGAGCGGCGCCUGCAGGAGCGCAAGACUCUGCGAGAGAGUCUGGCCAAGAGCUGCAGCUGUUCAAGAAAGAGAGCCUUUGGUGUGCUGAAGGCUCUCCUGCCCAUCCUCGAGUGGCUCCCCAAAUACCGAGUAAAGGAAUGGCUGCUUAGUGACAUCAUUUCCGGUGUCAGUACUGGGCUGGUGGGCACGCUGCAAGGAAUGGCGUACGCCCUCCUCGCUGCAGUUCCUCUUGGAUAUGGUCUCUACUCUGCUUUUUUCCCAAUCCUGACGUACUUUAUUUUUGGAACAUCAAGACACAUCUCAGUUGGACCUUUCCCCGUGGUCAGUUUAAUGGUGGGAUCUGUUGUUCUGAACAUGGCCCCUGAUGAACACUUCCUCAUACCCGGUAAUGGGACCACAUCAAACACCACUGUCGUAGACUCUGUCGCUAGAGAUGCCGAACGUGUGUUGGUUGCCAGCGCCCUCUCUCUUUUGGUUGGAAUCAUCCAGUUGAUAUUGGGAGGUCUGCAGAUUGGAUUCAUUGUGAGGUACUUGGCGGAUCCUCUGGUUGGUGGAUUCACAACAGCUGCUGCCUUCCAAGUGCUGGUCUCACAGGUGAAGAUCGUCCUCAAUGUUUCGACCAAAAACUACAAUGGAGUGCUCUCCAUCAUCUAUACUCUGAUUGAAAUUUUUCAAAAUAUUCGUGAUACCAAUAUCGCAGAUUUAAUUGCUGGAUUACUCACCAUUGUUAUCUGUAUGGCAGUGAAGGAGAUAAACGAUCGAUUUAAACACAAAAUUCCAGUCCCAAUUCCUAUAGAAGUAAUUGUGACAAUAAUUGCCACUGCCAUUUCCUAUGGAGCCAACUUAGAAAAAAAUUACAAUGCUGGCAUUGUUAAAUCGAUCCCCAGGGGGUUCUUGCCUCCUUCCCUUCCACCCGUAAGCCUGUUUUCAAAGAUGCUGGCGGAGUCGUUUUCCAUCGCUGUGGUGGCUUAUGCAAUCGCAGUGUCUGUAGGGAAGGUGUAUGCCACCAAGUACGACUACACCAUCGACGGGAACCAGGAGUUCAUUGCUUUUGGGAUCAGCAACAUCUUCUCUGGCUGCUUCUCCUGCUUUGUGGCCACCACUGCCCUGUCACGCACAGCUGUCCAGGAGAGUACCGGGGGAAAGACACAGGUCGCUGGCAUCAUAUCGGCUGGGAUUGUGAUGAUCGCCAUUGUUGCCCUGGGGAAGCUUCUGGAACCCUUGCAGAAGUCGGUCUUGGCAGCUGUUGUCAUUGCCAACCUGAAAGGGAUGUUUAUGCAGGUGUGUGACGUUCCUCGUCUGUGGAGGCAGAAUAAGGUCGAUGCUGUUAUCUGGGUAUUUACGUGUGUAGUGUCCAUUAUUCUGGGGCUGGACCUUGGUUUACUGGCUGGCCUGGUAUUUGCACUGUUCACCGUGGUCCUGAGAGUUCAGUUCCCUUCAUGGAAUAGUCUUGGAAGCAUCCCUAGCACAGACAUCUACAAAAGUACCAAGGAUUACAAAAACAUUGAAGAACCUGAAGGAGUGAAGAUUCUUAGAUAUUCUAGUCCUAUUUUUUAUGCCAAUGUCGAUGGUUUUAAAAAAUGCAUCAAGUCCACAGUUGGAUUUGACGCCAUUCGAGUAUAUAAUAAGAGACUGAAAGCGCUGAGGAGAAUACAGAAACUCAUCAAAAAAGGACAAUUAAGGGCAACAAAGAAUGGUAUCAUAAGUGAUGCUGGUUCACCCAAUGCUGCUUUCGAGACAGAUGAAGAUAUUGAAGAUUUGGAAGAACUUGAUGUCCCAACCAAGGAGAUUGAGAUUCAAGUGGAUUGGAACUCUGAGCUUCCAGUCAAAGUGAAUGUUCCCAAAGUGCCAAUCCACAGCCUCGUGCUUGACUGUGGAGCUAUCUCUUUCCUGGACGUUGUGGGAGUGAGGUCAUUGCGAGUGAUUGUCAAAGAAUUCCAAAGAAUUAAUGUGAAUGUAUACUUUGCAUCACUUCAAGAUCACGUGAUGGAAAAGCUGGAGCACUGUGGCUUCUUUGAUGACCAUCACAGGAAGGACACCUUCUUUUUGACUGUCCACGACGCUAUCCUCUAUCUGCAGAACCAGGUGAAAUCCACAAAGGGUGAAGACUCCAUUCUAGAAACGAUCAAUCUCAUCCAAGACUGUAAAGACCCUCUUGAGUUAAUGGACGCAGAACUGGCUGAAGAAGAACUCGAUGUCCAGGAUGAGGCUAUGCGUAGACUUGCCUCCUGAAAACAGGUCCAGGAGAUCUGAUCAGAAGGACUCCAAGACAGAACGCACCUACCAAUGUCAUUCCACGCCAGCAUUUCUGCCUUGAUUAUUUAUUUGGCCUUGAAACACUCAUCCUUUUUCUAUUACAUUUUUUAAAAUGUUGAUUUUUUUUUUAAAGUUAGUCAUUGAAAGACUGUCUUCCAUAGAAACGAUCCUUGUAUGGAGGUAUAUAAAGGUAUGGUCUAAAAAUCUAACAUGAAAAUUGCGUUGCUUUUAGAAAAAAAAAAUCUGUUAUCAUGGUGAUUAAAAUGACUUGAUAUUUUUGUCCAAAAUUUUAACAGCAUGUAAAAUAAGUAAUCUCUAACUGAAUUCUGACUACUUUUCAAAAUUAAUCUAAAAAGUGAAGUACCUAAAGUUAUCUAUAUUUAAAAAUCGGGUUUCAAAGAUAAAGCAGAAUGGUUUGAAAUACAUACAUUGGAAAUUUAAAAAAAAUUCAUAUUCUACCCCAGAAGAUUUUAUUUUACAUCUUUUUUUAAUUUUAUUUUUACUUAAACUUUUCUUAGUGCCAAUAAUUUUAGAGUUAUAUACAGGCUUUGGUCAUGUGGACCACUCCUAUAUGUUUCGUAUUGGAGUGAAUGAAGUUGCACUUCAUUUCUAAAGACAAAAACAAAACAAAACAAAACACAAUUUAAGCCCUCAACUGAAAUUACUGAGAAUAAUGCCAAUGUUCUUCACAUGUAAUGAAAAGGCAACGUGCACUUUUCCAUGCACUUUUUGAAGACCUCUUGUAUGUAUUUGAAGACCCCUUUGGACACAUAUCUGAAAGUCCCAAUGUGUUCAGCUGUUCAGAGGUAGCUUGUCUUAUCUCUGUUUUUCUUCUUAAAACAGUUAGAAGCUGUGUGUCCACUUCUGAAGGAAUACAGUCAUCUCAAACUGGUUGAUCCUGAAUUCAGAUUCUAUAUCUGGCCACAGCAUAACCAGGAUUAUUAUAACACUAUCUCAUUUUCACAGUUAGAACUGCUUAUCUUGGCACCAAGUCCUGUCUCUAGGGUGAAUGUCAUAGCCUUGCAGAAAAUAUAUGAAUACCUCUGUUCAAUAGAGGAAAUUUGCACUGCUCACUUUUUUUUUAAGGAAACACCAAAGUUAUAUUUUACACUAAAGCUAGAGUUUUCUAAAAAUCUUGAGUCUGUUUCUGACCAUCUAAGACCACAGUCUGAGAAUACGGUGUCUUCUAAGCAUUUUGUGAAAAGUACGCAGGCUUCUAAUUCUGUAUUAUCAAUGGAAAUUUUACUUGAAAUUAAAGCUAUCUUUUAUGUUUUUAACCUAUAUAAUGAGAUUCUAGUAUUGUAUAUGAAUUUAAUAACAAGUGGAAAAGAUCAAAUCAUGUAAAUUAGGAAAUAUGUACACACAUUUUUAAGUAAAUGUAACAUUGCUUUUUAAGCUAAUCAGAUGUGUUCUUUCUGAACAAAACUAUUAAAUAGAACCAAAAAAUGCUA